This is a messenger RNA of Fragaria vesca subsp. vesca, 693 nucleotides long. Its product is annotated as protein RALF-like 33-like. The record is from RefSeq and is a predicted model, not a curated record. NCBI's taxonomy places the organism in Eukaryota, Viridiplantae, Streptophyta, Magnoliopsida, Rosales, Rosaceae. Bases 219 to 539 code for a protein of 106 amino acids. The transcript has 2 exons.
UAUUAGUUUUUGGUCUAGUUGGCUCUGUUUCUCUCUCUCUUCUCUCUCUUGCUCACUGUUAAAGAACAAGAAGAGAAACAACACAGCAUCAACAAAACAUCAAAACCAGAAGAUCACCAACAUCACAGUGAAACUCAACACAGAGAAGAAGAUCAAGCAACCAAAGCAUUCAACUUCAAUCAACACCCCAAAACCCAGAAGCAGCAAACAGAGCAAAAAUGGCCAAGUUACUAUACUCUGUAGCAAUCCUCCUGAUCUGGGCCACACUCUUUCUCAUGGCUUCAUCAUCCACCAUUGAAGCUGGUGGAGACCUCUCAUGGAUACCCACCACCGUCUCCGGCUUAGUCUCCGACGAUGAGUUCGAGCUUGACUCAGAGAUCAACCGGCGCAUCUUAGCCACCAGCAAUUACAUCAGCUACGGUGCGCUGCAGAGGAACACAGUCCCCUGCUCCAGGCGCGGCGCUUCCUACUACAAUUGCAAGCCUGGGGCUCAGGCCAACCCGUAUAACCGCGGCUGCAGCGCCAUUACAAGAGAAUAGAAAGGUAACCCCAAGAGAGUUGAUAGGAAUAUGAGGUAGACUAAGACAUAAAGGAAGCUAACUACAGGGAAAAGGUGCAUUCUUGAGUUGUGAUGACAGUAAAGAUUUAAUUUUGAAUGGGAAAGGUAGAAUGUGAAGAUGAAUUUGAUCAAAU